Molecule: messenger RNA, 3609 nt
Organism: Caenorhabditis remanei
Lineage: Eukaryota; Metazoa; Nematoda; Chromadorea; Rhabditida; Rhabditidae
Exons: 18
Coding region: 1-3609 (1202 amino acids)
Biological process (GO): intracellular calcium ion homeostasis; polyamine transmembrane transport
Cellular component (GO): membrane
Molecular function (GO): polyamine transmembrane transporter activity; P-type ion transporter activity; ATP hydrolysis activity
Source: RefSeq, a predicted model, not a curated record
AUGAUGAGUAGAAUAAUGCCAACCGAGCGAGCUUCGCUUCUUGACACCACCACUCAACGAGGAUACAACUCCAUCGAAAUGAAAAAAGAGAAAGAUAAUCCAAAACCGACUUCCUCGUUCAACCAGGCAAGACUGAAUAUCGGUGAGGAAUCAUGUGAUAUUUUCGCCUAUAAGAAGACAACUUCGAGAACGAUUCUCCAUUAUACUCUCUGUGUUGUCACUUGUGGAAUCUACAUGUUGGUCUGUUAUUGGUAUCCCGCUCUGAUGAUGUCCGUCAGGUUCAAACCAAGUUCCCACGAAGAAUCGGAUUAUCUCCUCAUUGAAGAUGCUCACGGAACCCAGACUUUGAAGGAAAUAUUUGGAACACAUAACGAAGGAGAAAUUGGAAGUCUGGUUAGACGUACUCGGUACGGAACUCUGGAAAAGGUGGACUCCAUUCGUUUCUUCACUUAUCGAAAGAUCCGCUAUAUUUGGUAUGAGAAAGAUAAUGAGUGGCUCAAUCCAGCGGAUUUGGAUAGCACGGCCCCAUUCAACACUAUCAAAAGCUCCAUGACGUACUUGACUGGUUUGACGAAUGAAGAAGCGGACGCCAGAAGACACGUCUACAACCAAAAUGUGCUCUACCUCCCAUUGACACCUCUUCUAAAAAUUCUCUUCAAAGAAGUGCUUGGACCGUUCUAUCUGUUUCAAGUCUUUUCUGUCACUUUGUGGUACGUCGAUAACUAUGCGUAUUAUGCGAGUGUUAUCGUAUUGAUCACUGUGGUGAGCGCCGGGCUUUCUGUUCGUUCCGCUCGAAAGCAGGAAAGAAAAGUGAGAAAUAUGGUUGGAGAGUCUGGUACUGUGACUGUUCGACGAAACAAAGAAGAUAUUGUUGUAAAUGCCUCUGAGCUUGUGCCAGAUGACAUUGUCGUCCUUCCAACGGACACAUUCGUUCUUCCCUGUGAUAUGUUACUACUCAAUGGAACAGUGAUUGUAAAUGAAGCCAUGCUUACCGGAGAAAGUGUGCCAGUGACGAAAGCAUCACUGAAGGAAGCUGAUGAAUGUGGUCCGGAAGUUAGAUUGUCUUCAGAGCACAACCGUCACACUCUUUUCUGCGGAACCAGUGUCUUGCAAACCAGAAACUACAAAAACCAGCCUGUUUUGGCAAGAGUUCUUCGCACAGGUUUCUCGACUUUGAAGGGACAACUAGUAAGAUCAAUCAUGUACCCGAAACCAGCAGACAAAGAGGCUCUCAAUGAUAUCUUCGUGUUUAUUUCGGUUCUUGGUUGUAUUGCACUUCUCGGAUUUGGGUAUACAGUUGGAUUGAUGGUUUCGCGAAGAGAGACUCCAGCACACAUCAUCAUCCGGUCACUUGACAUCAUCACUAUUGUCGUACCUCCAGCUCUUCCUGCUGCAAUGUCUGUAGGAAUGAUCAAUGCUAUUAGUAGACUUAAAAAGAAACUGAUCUAUUGCACAUCGCCAACUGCUAUCAAUGUUUGUGGACUGAUCAAUGUCGCUUGCUUUGACAAAACCGGAACAUUAACUGCAGAAGGUCUGGAUUUCAACAGUUUGAAAGGUGUCAAGAAAGACAAAAAUGGAAAGGUUCAAUUUACAAAAGAGUUCAACAAUCUGGACCCAGCAACACUCAGUGAAGACAAUGCUAAUCUGAACAUUGUUAUCGCAGCGGCUAGUUGUCAUUCUCUCACAAGAAUUGACGGAAAACUUCACGGCGACCCAUUGGAACUGAUUUUGGUAGAGAAGAGUAAUUGGAGUAUCGAAGAAGCAGUUGACUCAGGUGAAGAGACUGAAGAUUUUGACAAUGUGCAGCCAACUGUGCUCCGCCCACCACCAGAGCAUGCCUCUUUCCAUCCGGAAAACCAUGAGUAUUCGGUCAUCAAGCAACACCCCUUCAAUUCUGUUCUCCAAAGAAUGUCGGUAAUCGUAUCAACACCAUCGGAACAUAGCGCUCAUGAAAUGAUCGUGUUCUCAAAAGGUUCACCCGAAAUGAUUGCAUCGCUUUGUUUGUCUGAAACUCUCCCAGAAGAUUACAUGGAUAUCGUGAAUUUGUAUGCUAGACGUGGUUUCCGUCUGAUUGCUGUUGCCUCAAAAUCCGUUCAUAUGAAUUUCGCAAAAGCACUGAAGACACCAAGAGCACAGAUGGAAUCUGACCUCGAGUUUCUUGGUCUAAUUAUCAUGGAAAACCGACUGAAAGAUGUGACUUUGAGUAUUAUCAACGAGUUGUCUGUUGCAAACAUCCGAUGCGUUAUGGUCACUGGAGACAAUAUUCUCACCGCUAUGAGCGUUGCCAGAGAGUGUGGAAUUAUUCGACCGACCAAGAAGGCGUUCAUUAUCAACCACCAUAAAGAUGAGAAAGAUCCGUUGGGAAGGACCAAACUUUUCAUUGAACAAAGCCAAACUAGUUCUGAGAGUGACAUUGACACUGAUUCAGAAGUCCGAGAAUUCGAUUUGAAAGAUUCAAUUGAGAAAUCCAAAUACCAGUUGGCAAUUUCUGGUCCAACAUAUGCAGUGAUCAACAAUGAGUACCCAGAACUGGUAGAGAGAGUCACAGCCGUUUGCGAUGUUUAUGCAAGAAUGGCUCCUGAUCAAAAGGCACAAAUGAUUUCGGCAAAUCAAUCGAUCGGCGCCAAAGUAUUGAUGUGCGGAGAUGGUGCGAAUGAUUGUGCAGCUCUGAAAGCAGCCCAUGCAGGAAUUUCCCUUUCCGAAGCUGAAGCCUCCAUCGCUGCACCAUUCACAUCAAAUGUCCCAGAUAUCAGUUGUGUUGUGGAGGUAAUCAAGGAAGGAAGAUGUGCAGUGGUGACGUCCUACGCAGUUUCCAAAUACAUGGCCGCGUAUUCAUUGAAUGAGUUCCUCUCUGUCAUGUUGCUAUACAACGAUGGAACAAACAUUUCUGAUGGACAAUUUCUGUACAUCGACUUGAUCUUAAUCACAAUCGUAGCAUUGUUCCUUGGAAAUACCGCAGCCGCAAAUAAGCUCAGCCCAUUACCACCGCCCGGUCGCUUAGCUACCAGUUCCUUCUACUUCAGUGUUUUCGGACAAUUAGUCAUCAACAUUGUUACUCAGACUGCCGCAUACGUUUUGGUCCGUGCACAACCUUGGUACAUUCCCAACCCGGAGGCUCUCGAUAACACUACCACUAUGAUUGGAACCACUGUAUUUUUCACCGCUUGCUCCAUGUACCUCGGCUAUGCAUUUGUCUACUCAAGGGGAUGGCCUUUCCGUCGUUCGGUUUUCACCAACUGGCCACUGUGCCUUACUGUUGCCAUUCUCACUGUGAUAAAUUUGUUCAUGAUCUUCACCAACAUUGAAUUUGUGAACAGUGCUAUGGGAUUUGUACACAUUCCAAAAUUAUCGAUGCUCUUCAUCAUUCUGGCCAUCUCUUGGUGCGGCGUAUUUAUCUCUAUAAUUUACGAGCAUUUCUUCGUGGACAGAAUAGUUGCAGUCUACUUUGAAAAUUGGCUCCGCAAACGUCGUCUCAGGAGAGGAGAUACAUCGAUUCCUGCCUAUGAAAGAAUUUUAGCUGAUAUUGGAGGCAGCCCUGCAUGGUUCGAGCAAGAGGUCAAUGUCUCCAGGUCAAUGAACAGAAAGGAGACGAUGGAGAGCCAACUCUAA